Messenger RNA from Coffea eugenioides, 1540 nucleotides. Its product is annotated as GDP-mannose 3,5-epimerase-like. The record is from RefSeq and is a predicted model, not a curated record. Gene Ontology annotation, molecular function: NAD binding; GDP-mannose 3,5-epimerase activity. Lineage: Eukaryota; Viridiplantae; Streptophyta; Magnoliopsida; Gentianales; Rubiaceae.
UAAAAAACAUUUAAAAGCUUAGCCGCCGCUUUGUCAGCUGUAGCACUACAAAUAGUAGAGCAGGGAGGAGAAGUGAACGGCCAUAAUCAGGGAUCCAGUUUUUGACCGAAACAACGACUUCUAUAGCAUAUAAUCUUCGUCUGUCUUAUCCCAUAUAUCAUUCGCAUAUUUGUGGACUCCAUAAGGCAAGCUUUCUUUGGACAUUGAGGAGCGUUUCUUCAUCUGAUAUUGUUCCCUACGUUUGUGUGCUCCAUCAUAAGAACUGUUCGUGGUUGUCUAAUCUAGAAAUUUCUUUCUUCCACCCUAUUGAUACGCGUAGAAUGGGAAGUAACUGUGAAACAAAAUAUGCGGCUUACACCUACGAGAAUCUUGAGAGGGAGCCCUACUGGCCUUCGGAGAACCUCCGAAUUUCAAUUACUGGAGCUGGUGGAUUUAUUGCAUCACAUAUUGCCAGGCGUUUGAAGAGUGAGGGCCAUUACAUCAUAGCUUCUGACUGGAAGAAAAAUGAGCACAUGACAGAAGACAUGUUCUGUGAUGAAUUCCACCUCGUUGAUCUCAGGGUUAUGGACAACUGUCUUAAAGUCACUAAAGGAGUUGAUCAUGUCUUCAAUCUAGCAGCAGAUAUGGGAGGCAUGGGCUUCAUACAAUCCAACCACUCAGUCAUCAUGUAUAACAACACAAUGAUCAGUUUUAAUAUGAUUGAAGCCGCAAGGAUCAAUGGGGUCAGAAGGUUCUUUUAUGCAUCCAGUGCUUGCAUCUAUCCUGAAUUCAAACAAUUGGACACUAAUGUCAGCCUGAAAGAGUCUGAUGCUUGGCCAGCUGAGCCCCAAGACGCUUAUGGCUUAGAGAAGUUGGCAACUGAAGAAAUUUGUAAGCACUACAACAAGGACUUUGGAAUUGAGUGCCGGAUUGGAAGGUUCCAUAACAUUUAUGGUCCAUUUGGGACAUGGAAAGGUGGGAGGGAAAAAGCACCAGCUGCAUUUUGUAGGAAGGCCAUUACCUCCACUGACAAGUUUGAGAUGUGGGGAGAUGGGCUACAAACUCGAUCUUUUACCUUCAUUGAUGAAUGUGUUGAAGGUGUUUUGAGGUUGACGAAAUCAGAUUUCCGAGAGCCGGUAAAUAUUGGAAGUGAUGAGAUGGUGAGCAUGAAUGAGAUGGCUGCGAUGGUACUGAGUUUUGAGGAAAAGAAGCUUCCCAUCUAUCACAUUCCUGGGCCGGAGGGUGUUCGUGGUCGAAUCGACAACACUCUCAUUAAAGAAAAGCUUGGUUGGGCCCCUACUAUGAAAUUGAAGGAUGGGCUCAGAAUUACAUAUUUCUGGAUCAAGGAACAAAUUGAGAAAGAAAAAGCUCAGGGCACUGAUGUGGCCAUUUACGGGUCAUCAAAAGUGGUGGGAACACAAGCUCCUGUUGAACUGGGAUCUCUUCGCGCUGCUGAUGGCAAAGAAUGAAAUGAAUGAGAACCAGCUUGUUUUUCACAGUUUCAGUUUAACGCUGAUGCAACUUUUAGACAUUGUGCCACCAUAUUUCCCUCGAUUAAAUU